AAGUGACCCAAAGUUAUUCUCCCUUGUUUUCUUGUACUAUAUAAAAACACAAGAAACUGGGCAGGAUGCGCAACAGGGAAUGCCUGUCGUUCAUCGAUUGGAACCGGGGAACGCCGGCGAGAAAAAAAAACAUAUAUUCCAUCCAUCAAAUCGUGCAGCCCACGAAGCGAGUGAUUGGUUGUUCCCAGCUGGAGCUCAGAUUUUCGAGGUGGAGCCGAGUCUGGCAUCCACUCGCAAAUUAUCAGCACUCAGGGGAGCCGGCAAACAGAGCGGAGGCAAGCGAGAGGCUAGGCUACCUUGGGUCUGGCAUUUCAGCUUGGCUUUGGGAGGGAAGAGCCGAGAAAACAUAACAACAAAGCAAGGGGGUACGAAUCUAGUUCUUAGACUGUCAUCGCAUUUUGCGCACGCGCCCUUUCUCCUGUUCCCAACAUUCCCAUCCCACAAAGUUGUUGUUGUUUGCAUGAGGGCAAUCCCCAUUCGUUUAUUUUACGGCCCUCUCACAAGUCCCGACCGCGGCGAUUUGAACCGCAAAGGCGCAAACGGCGCUGGCUAAUCAAUCCGCACAGCCUCUGUAAAAUCAUCCCGGAUCCUCAAGCCGGGGGCGGCUUGCAGAAGAAGGUCAAUGGCCAGCGCCACAGCAGCUUUCUAUUAGACUUUCUCGGGAGAGGCAAGUUGGGUAUGAGAUCAAAAUCUCUACCUAGACCUAAGAAGCAAGCAUUUAGCUAGGGGACCACGUGACGUCAUGAAGUUCGCGAAAGAGCUUCAAAGGGAUUUAGUGCCCGAAUGGCAGCAGGCGUACCUCAACUACAAGGAGGGCAAGAAGCACAUAAAGGCCGUCGCUCGUGCAAUCAAUCGAGCCAAGGGUAAAGGUUCACUGACCCCCAACCUUGCUCGACGAUCACCAGAUGACCUGCCUCCCCACCCAACUCCCAGCUUCUCACCCAGACGCAAGCAAGGUCAUCAUGUUCGCUCCUUGGCGGCCAGAGGGGGGCCGACUCGGGGUGAAGAUGGCAACAAUGGAAAUGCCUUGUCUGCUACUCGUUCGCAAUCGACACCGGCGCCUGGGCCGUCCAGCACCAAGAAUGCCCUAGCGAUCUCCCCGGCUAUGGACAUCGCGGCCCGGAAGGGGAGAGAUGAUGGUCGCCUAGGUGAGACACAGCUGCUCAAGGAUUCGUGGGGAAGCGACACGCAUUACGGCAGCUUCGUGCCUACUCCUCCGGCCGCUCCUCAUCCGGACAAUCCCCUUACCAAGUCAACAUCUUAUCAGCACAACUUUGAGCUCCCGGCGCCUGCAAUGAAAAUACCCUCAAGGACUGAGGAUUCUAACAAGCUUGCACCGCUGUUGUCAAACCCAUUUCACAGAAGUCAUUCGAUGCAGUUUCCUGUGGAAGGGCCUCGUCGCGGUUCGGCUGAAGACUCGCAAAAGUCUCCUCGUCAACGGCCCGCCAGUCGUCUAGCCAGUACUUUUGGGAGAAAUGCUGGCGAGGAUCUCUCUGCAGAGACUCCGUCGAGACAACGCCUGCAGCACACGACGUCAUUCCCAACGCCGCGUGGCAGCUUGACACGCAAAAAGUCAAUCUCGCCUAACACGGCGGUCGAACAGGAAGCCAUCGAGCUUGAAAACAACUUCUUCUUUUGGUUGGACGACCAGCUAGCAAAGGUUGACAACUUUUACCGGGAAAAGGAGGCCGAGGCAGAAAAACGUCUAGUGGCUCUCCGGGAACAGUUGCAUGUGAUGAGGAGUCAACGUCUGGCAGAGAUAGAACAGAUGAGGAAACGUCGCCAUGCUGCAUCCCAAGACAAUGGAGACUCUCCUACUAACAGACGAGGGAAACACAACAAGGGGGGUAAUAACAGCUCGGACAACUCGUGGCUUAAUCAAGGCUUGAUGCGCCAGUUACAACCAGCAAAGGCUAAACUCUUCGAGAUAAGCCACCCUCGCCCAGGACCCAACUCCAAAGCACUGCAGAAGAUGGCACAAACGCCACGCAUGAAAGGCUUGCAGGAUCCCUCAAAUAGGGACUACACUCGCCGCCCUGUGGCCGAGGAUGUUCCAUACAGAACCGCCAAACACAAACUAAAGCUGGCCCUGCAGGAGUUCUAUCGCGGCCUCGAGUUGCUCAAGUCAUUCGCUCUGCUCAACCGAACCGCUUUCCGUAAGCUCAACAAAAAGUAUGACAAAGCUGUCAACGCCAAACCACCGUACCGUUACAUGCACGAGCGCGUCAAUGAAGCCUACUUCGUCAAGUCUACGCUGCUGGACACGCAUAUCGCCGCCGUUGAGGACUUGUACGCGCGCUACUUUGAGCGUGGCAAUCACAAGAUUGCCGCAGGCAAGCUGCGUAACCUCAACCGUAGGCCGGCAGAUGAGUCUGCGAGUGCCUUUCGCAGUGGCCUGCUCAUCGGCGUGGGACUCGUGUUUGCCAUCCAGGGCGGAAUAUAUGGGGCCGAGCUCCUGUUCGCUGAAGAUGAUACGUUGAGAGAGCACACAUCAUACCUCAUGCAAAUCUAUGGUGGUUACUUCCUCAUGCUCUAUCUCUUCGUGCUAUUCUGCUUGGAUUGUCGGCUGUGGACGAAGAGCAAGAUCAACUACCAGUUCAUAUUCGAGUUUGAUCCUAGGACGCAACUCGACUGGAGGCAGUUGUCUCAGUUUCCGGCUUUCUUCCUACUGGUUUUUGGAGUCUUUAUCUGGGCCAACUUCUCCCGAUUCGGAGAUGAGGAAAUGUACCUCUACUUCCCCGUCAUCUUGAUUGGGUUGACUUUCGUGAUCCUAUUCUUCCCUGCGCCUGUGUUUUAUUGGCGAAGUCGACGAUGGUUCUUGUACUCUCACUGGCGUCUCCUUCUUGCCGGUCUCUACCCUGUCGAAUUUCGUGAUUUCUUCCUCGGCGACAUUUACUGCUCCCUGACAUACGCCAUGUGUAACAUUGAGCUCUUCUUUUGCCUAUAUCACAACCGCUGGAACGAACCCACGCAAUGUAACUCGAGCCAUUCUCGACUAUUAGGCUUCUUCUCGGCGCUGCCACCUAUUUGGCGUUUUCUUCAGUGCAUCCGGCGUUAUUAUGACACGCGCAACGCUUUCCCCCAUCUCGUCAACUGUGGCAAGUAUACUAUGAGCAUCAUGGCUGCCGUCUGUCUCAGCCUUUACCGUCUGGAGAACACCCAUACGAACCUGGCGCUUUUCAUCACCUUUUCCAGCAUCAAUGCCAUAUAUUGCUCGUUCUGGGACAUCUUCAUGGACUUUUCCCUCCUACAGCCGGUCAAUAACAACAACUUUCUUCUUCGCGACAUCCUCGGGCUAAAGAAGAAAUGGCCCUAUUAUACCGCCAUGGUCGUAGAUCCCAUCCUCCGAUUCGCCUGGAUAUUCUACGCUAUAUUUACGCACGACACACAGCACAACACUAUAGUCUCUUUCCUGGUUGCUUUCGGCGAGGUCACUCGCCGUGGGAUGUGGACUAUUUUCAGAGUCGAGAACGAGCACUGCGGCAAUGUAGCGCAGUACAAGGCCAGCCGCGAUGUGCCGCUUCCAUACAAGCUCGAGGGCGAGGAGAGCAGCAGCGGCAGUGGCGCCGACGAAGGAUUACUGGGCGAACCAACCACACCGGGCAAGGGCCGGAGCUCAGGCGUCGACGUCGAACGGUCCCCGGCAGCUGCUCGUCUGAACUCGGUUGCCGGAGCUGGCUCCAGAGCGUCGGCGGCCGAGGAAGGAAGGGCCGGAGAAUCAACAGCAGGCGAAGUCCCUGCUGGCGCGACACUCAGGAGGAGACUCACGAGGGCCGACACCAUCGUCGGAGCGCUCUCGCGGCACCUGGCCGAGGCGCACAAGCAGGACUUUGAGAAGCGGCGUAAGCCGCCCGUCAGUCCGGCCGAGGAUGAAGACGAGGAGGAGAUGUACCAGAACAUUCAGAGAGCGGCUGUUUCCAGCGACGUUGCCGUCGAAGAAGAGGAUGAUACAGAUGAUAUGGAGGGCGGUGGGACGUUUAGUGAGGAUGACAACCGGGAGGAAGAUGGAGAUGGUCAGAGCGAUGGGGACGAGGAUGUGGCGGAGCACGUUGAUACGAAGGUUGUGGAUAAUGGGAAAGACGCAGUGAGGAGCCAGAUUAAGUCGUGAGGGGAGUUGCUGCUCUUGGCUUGAGGGUUGUUUGUUAUUUUUGUAGAGGAACAUCAGCGACGAGCGUGGGGGAAAAGUCUCAUAUAACGCAUUACCAGCGAGCGAUAAUUCAUGGAUAGAGAGGUAGGAUUACCAAAAAAUAGAGUCAAGCAGUAUGAAUAAGAAAAGCAAUGAUUACA
Pyricularia grisea is the source of this 4287-nucleotide messenger RNA. RefSeq lists its product as uncharacterized. The record is from RefSeq and is a predicted model, not a curated record. Gene Ontology annotation, molecular function: inositol hexakisphosphate binding. Gene Ontology annotation, cellular component: plasma membrane; cytoplasm; Golgi apparatus. The transcript has 5 exons. NCBI's taxonomy places the organism in Eukaryota, Fungi, Ascomycota, Sordariomycetes, Magnaporthales, Pyriculariaceae. Bases 743 to 4108 code for a protein of 1121 amino acids. Gene Ontology annotation, biological process: cellular response to phosphate starvation; phosphate ion transport.